Molecule: messenger RNA, 426 nt
Organism: Ylistrum balloti
Lineage: Eukaryota; Metazoa; Mollusca; Bivalvia; Pectinida; Pectinidae
Product: conodipine-P3-like
Exons: 3
Coding region: 1-426 (141 amino acids)
Biological process (GO): phospholipid metabolic process; arachidonate secretion
Molecular function (GO): A2-type glycerophospholipase activity
Source: RefSeq, a predicted model, not a curated record
AUGACGACAAUGAAGGUGGCGCUUUUGGUAUUAUGCCUGAUGUCUAUGAUAGCGGUGACCAUACAAUUAAAGUACACUUGUAACGUAAACCCUUACUCAAAUGGCUGCAGUGUGCCGAAGGGUGUUAAAAUCGAGUUCAAAGGGAGGUUCAAGCCUGCCUGUAACAAACACGACAUAUGUUAUCGCUGUUUUCGGAGGUUUGGCCUUUCACGACUCCAGUGCGACAGAAGAUUUAAGAAAAACAUGAAAAAGAUAUGUGGAACCCUCAAAGCAAAGAAUGCAAUUGCUAAAUUCUUUAAACGAGAGUCCUGUAAAAAGCACGCUGAUAUCUACUUUGCGGCAGUAAGGGUUGGAGGAGGCAAGUCCGUCUCAAAGAGGACACCAAGUUGGUGUCGACAAAAGUGGGUCAAACCAUGCAUGAAGUGA